Anneissia japonica is the source of this 492-nucleotide messenger RNA. RefSeq lists its product as uncharacterized. The record is from RefSeq and is a predicted model, not a curated record. The transcript is spliced from 2 exons. Lineage: Eukaryota; Metazoa; Echinodermata; Crinoidea; Comatulida; Comatulidae. Bases 17 to 412 code for a protein of 131 amino acids.
GGUGAAAAGCAAGAAUAUGUGUAUUAGACCCCGUAAAUGUGAAAAAUUAGCGGUUGGAACAUUGAAUGUUAGAGGAAUUAGAUCGCAUUUAAAGCAGAAAGACCUAGCCCUGGAUCUAGAGCGAUACAAUGUGCAGAUACUCGGCGUACAGGAAACGCACCUGCAAGGCACAGGUGUUAUCGACUUGCCUUGUAGCGGGAAUCUCAAAUACGUUCUUUUCUACACGGGAUCGGACAACAACUCACACCAUGGAGUCGGUAUUGCUAUCGAGAAGGGUUUGUGUGCUAAAUUUAAAGGUUUUUCUGAUAGAACGUGUAUGGCUACUUUUAGGAUUGAUGAGAAAGCAAACAAGCCAAGUGGCCAUUUUGGAUUUUGGCGACCAUCUGGGAUUUUAACUCUCUGUGGCCCUUGAUUGAUCUUGGAAGGCUUAGGUCUGAGGUGACAAUUCCACUUAUAAAUAUGCUGUAUAUCUCUAAUAACUUUAAUUUUGGC